GCUCAGUUUGAUUGCGUCCGCCAAAGCUGAAGCAUGUGGCUGCUGCAGGGGCUAUUCAUUUGCUGUGUGCUGGCCACCACUUGGGCCUUUGCGGACGAGGCCAUCUUCGAGGACGAGGAUAUUUACAACCAGGCCCUGCCGCCAGUGCCACACACGGGAAUUACGGCUCCGGGCACCAAGUGGUGCGGGCCAGGCAACACGGCAGCCAACUUCGAUGACCUGGGCAGAGAGCGCGAGACGGACAAGUGCUGUCGGGCCCACGACCACUGCGAGGAGAUCAUCGAGUCGCACAGCACGCUGCACGAGCUGCCUGUCAACACGGAUUGGUUUCCCAUCCUCAAGUGUACCUGCGAACAAACUUUUAUCAACUGCCUUCAGGCGGUCAACAGUCUCACCUCGAAUACUUUGGGUCGCAUCUAUUACGGCAGCCGGAGGAAGUGCUUCGCCAAUGGUUACCCCACCACCGGCUGCAAACAGUACCAGGAGGGGACGUUCCGCAAGCGCUGUAUUCGCUAUAGCGUGGACAAGGGCCUCGGCAAAGAUCUGGCAAUUCUAUGACAUGCCAUUUUAUUCAAUCCAUCACACGAAUGCCUGACAUGACCAUGAAACAAGCAGUGUCUCUUGUUUCUGAUAAUGUUAGCUGAUAGGUUGCCGAAUUACACAGUGCACAGAGCAUUACACAUGUACAUACAUUGCUAAGGAAAGAUUAAAAACACAAGCUUUCGGAAUUGAAGCUAAUAGAA
Molecule: messenger RNA, 743 nt
Organism: Drosophila obscura
Lineage: Eukaryota; Metazoa; Arthropoda; Insecta; Diptera; Drosophilidae
Gene: sPLA2
Product: phospholipase A2
Exons: 2
Coding region: 34-558 (174 amino acids)
Biological process (GO): phospholipid metabolic process; arachidonate secretion
Source: RefSeq, a predicted model, not a curated record